AUGGCUGAAGAAGAACAUGAAUUUCAAUUAAGUGAAGAUCAAAUUAGUGAAAUUCGCGAUGCAUUUAAUAUGUAUGAUAAAGAUAGAAAAGGUGAAAUUCCAACAUCACUUCUUGGCACAGUCAUGAAAAAUCUUGGACACAAUUUGAAACCGGAUCAAUUAGCUGAAUGUGUUGAUGCAGUCGAUGGUGAUGGUAGUGGUACUGUUGAUUUUGAUGAGUUUCUUGCUUUGAUGGCCAAGAAAACAAAAGAAGCUGAAGAUGAACGAGAAUUACGUGAAGUAUUUCGUGUAUUUGAUAAGGGCAGUCGUGGUGUUAUCGAUGUAGCAGAUUUAAAAAUGAUCUUUAAGGCACUUGACCCCGACAUGCCGGAUGAUGAAGUUGAACAAAUCAUUUCGGAAGUCGAUGAAGAUGGUUCUGGCACUGUUGAUUACGAAGAAUUCUACAAAUUAAUGACAGGUUAA
Messenger RNA from Rotaria sp. Silwood1, 462 nucleotides. The record is from the annotation of a GenBank genome assembly. NCBI's taxonomy places the organism in Eukaryota, Metazoa, Rotifera, Eurotatoria, Philodinida, Philodinidae.